Messenger RNA from Cylicostephanus goldi, 415 nucleotides. The record is from the annotation of a GenBank genome assembly. NCBI's taxonomy places the organism in Eukaryota, Metazoa, Nematoda, Chromadorea, Rhabditida, Strongylidae.
AUAUGACGGUAUGGUAUGUUCCGCUUUGGAGUUCCUCUCAAUUAUUUCUCAAAAGCCUCACUACGAAAGCUAUUUCGUUGGGGAAGGUGUAUUGCAGACCAUAGCACAAGAUGUAUGCGUAAAGAAUAUGCAGUUGCGACAAGAAGAUCUGGAGCAGUUUGAAGACGAACCUAUCGAAUUUAUGAAGAAGGACAUUGAAGGAACGGAUUCAUGCACGCGAAGACGGGGUGCGAUAGAACUUGUGCGGGCCCUUUGUCGUAAAUAUGAGCAACAGUUGGUGCCUAUCCUUGCGCAGAUCGUGCAAACGCUAUGUGCCGAUGGAGAAUGGAUGAAGCUCGAUGUUGUAUAUUGCCUUGUCACUGCUAUAGCAUCGAAAACCGAAACAGCCAAAAGUGGUGCCACAAGUACGAGUCAG